AUGGAUUACGAGUUGAUCCUCGACGCUUCGGACAGUGACCUGUUCGAUGACCAUUCCGUGGUCACCAAAUCUCCUCCACCUCUGGUCAAUCCCGUCCCUAUGCAGUCAACUCUCCAACCAUCUCGACCGCGCUCCAUAGUCCGCAUUCCGCGGCACAACAUUAUCCACUACUCAUCAUCGAGUAGCUCCGACCGGUCUCCGUCUCCACAUCCACCUCCACCUCCACCCCCGCCCCAGAGCAGAGGCCGCAGUCGCCAUCGCCGCCGUUCCGGAGACAGUCGCUCGUCGAAACGGAGGUCGCCCGACCGACCCAUCUCCUGGCCGUCGACCCGCCGUCGCAGCGCGGCCCCCGCACAUAUCCCGGUAUCGGCUCCUUCCCGUCCUGUCAUCUCGGAUUGGACAGUCGCUCGUCUCCAGCGUACCCUCAAGGACAGGCACAUUCCGUUUCGCCGAACCGACAAGAAGGCGAAGCUUUUCCAACUUCUCUCUGCUUCCACCUCCACUACCGGAUGGCCACUCACUUCCGGGUUCCCUGCCCAGCGUCACCUGCUGCACAUUCGACCCUUGCACAUGCAUCCCCUCAUCCCCACAUCCUUUCCUCUUCCCUUCCUUCAGCUGCAGCUACCUCCACACUUCCAGCUCCAACCACUCCAGCAGCUCUUUCCUCUCUCUCUGGCUCCACAACCACCUCCGGUCCCGCCGUUAACAGUCAUUCAGAGCCAUGCUCUCCCCGUUGCCGGUCCUCUCGCUCCGCCUGUCUCUAACACUGCACCCGCAAGCACCUUCACUCUGGCCUCCGCCAUUCCACCUGCUCACCCCCUUCCACCGGCACGCCCCUCCCCUGUUUCACCCUCCCUCCGCCAACAGAUUCUGUCAGCCCAGCUCAGGCACCCUUCUCCAUCCCGCGCCAAGGAACUCACGGCAGCAGAAUUCGCCUUCACAUUCUCCUUAUACCGAGACACCAUCUGUUCUGUCUUCCCCGACCGCAGGGCCGAGCUUGACGACUAUCUGUCCAUCAUCUUGGAUCUGGCCCUGCGGUUUGGUGGCACUGGUUUCUACACAUACCACUUUCUCUUCGCAUCCCAGGCUGCAGGUCGCCUCCAGCAAUUUAACCAGGGCACUUACUGGGACAUCCUCGACACCGAACUGUUGGUCACGCCUUCCAAAAAACAACAGCUGAUAAAGAUGCGUCACACCAACAGUGACACUCUCAUGAAGGCGGAAGUCAAACGCCGAAACAUGUCAAAGUCUGCCCUGAAGGACCACCCUGACCAUCAGUUCAUCCAUUUCCUCAUGCAUGGUCUCACUUUUGGCUUCCACCCUGGCAUAGAAACCCUCCCCGAAUCGUCCUUCACUUGCCAUAACCUCCAGUCCGCCCUCACAGAACCCGCCACAGUUGACAAGCUCUUAGCCAAAGAAGUCUCAGAUGGCUUCAUGAUUGGUCCAUUUUCCAGCCCUCCUUUUCCCAUCCACCGCAUUAGCCCUCUUGGCAUUGCCACAAGAAAAUACUCCGGAAAAAAGAGACUCAUUAUUGAUCUUUCUUCUCCUCACGGUACUGCUACCCGUAGCAUCAACAGCCUCAUCCCCAGCCCGGACUUUUCCAUGCACUACUCAACCAUCACACACGCCACCAAUCUCAUCCAUCGCGCCGGCCGUGGCACCUGGCUGGCCAAGGCAGACAUCACUAGUGCAUUCAAAGUGCUACCCAUCCGCCCAGAUUAUUGGGGAUUCUUCGGAGUCCACUGGAUAGGCCGGCACUACUUCGCUGUCCGUCUAACUUUCGGGUGCAAGAGCAGCCCCAAAAUAUUCGAUUCCCUUUCUGAGGCACUCUGCUGGAUCCUGCUGAAUAACUACAAACUCCCAUACGUCAUCCACCUUCUAGACGACUUCCUCACAGUUACCCCACCAGCCUCACCCCCGUCACACGGCCUCUCCACCCUCAAGUCAGCCUUCCACCAGCUCAGUGUCCCCCUUUCCCCAGAGAAAACGGCAGGACCCAGUACAUCCCUUGAGUUUCUCAGUAUCUCACUCGAUUCACUCACCUUCCAAGCCGCCCUGCCAACCGAGAAACUCCACUGUAUCUCCUUGUACAUAUCUAACUACCUCCUAGCCUCCCGCUGCACAAAGCGCCAGCUUCUCUCCCUCCUGGGCCACCUUAACUUUGCCAUCCGCAUCAUUCCCCAAGGGCACUCCUUCCUUUCCCAUCUUUUAGCCAUAUCUGCCACCAUUCCUUCACUCCACGAUUUUGUCACCCUUGACGCCGCCUGUAAGAUGGAUCUCCACAUGUGGCGGGACUUCCUCUCCUCUUGGAACGGCGUGUCCUUUUUCUAUGACGACCACCUGACCCAACCCGAAGACAUUCAGUUAUACACGGACGCCGCUCCCUCCAUCGGUUUUGGCGGUUACUACGGCGGUAAAUGGUUCGCCUCCAAGUGGCCGCUGGGAAUGUCCUCACUUUCUUACUCUUCAGCCCUCUACGAGCUGUACCCCAUUGUCAUCGCAGCACUUGUUUGGGGGCAUGAGUGGUCUUCUAAGGUCAUCCUCAUUCACUCAGACAACCAACCCACCAUUGACAUCAUAAACAAAGGCCGCUCCCAAUCUCUGGACAUCAUGAAAUUCGUACGCAGACUGACCCUAACUUCCGCCCAACAUCAAUUCACCAUCCGCGCCGCCCACAUUCCCGGUUCUCAAAACCUUCAAAACUCUAUUGCUGACUCCCUUUCUCGUUUUUCUUUUCAGAAAUCCAGAGCCUUGGCACCCAAUUCGGACCUUCAUCCAACGCCAGUCCCUCCAUUUUCAACCAGAAUCUUCCCCUAA
Messenger RNA from Myripristis murdjan (pinecone soldierfish), 2817 nucleotides. RefSeq lists its product as uncharacterized. The record is from RefSeq and is a predicted model, not a curated record. NCBI's taxonomy places the organism in Eukaryota, Metazoa, Chordata, Actinopteri, Holocentriformes, Holocentridae.